Hevea brasiliensis (rubber tree) is the source of this 2899-nucleotide messenger RNA. RefSeq lists its product as uncharacterized. Lineage: Eukaryota; Viridiplantae; Streptophyta; Magnoliopsida; Malpighiales; Euphorbiaceae. Gene Ontology annotation, molecular function: DNA binding. Bases 112 to 2658 code for a protein of 848 amino acids. The record is from RefSeq and is a predicted model, not a curated record. The transcript has 5 exons.
CAGGCGUCCGUCUCUCCUUUCCUCAACGGGCAAUCGCACGCUUACCGCACUCUCCCCUCGGGAGCGCUUGGAAAUCCCACCUCGGCCUCAGAACUACUCGCCACCAACAAAAUGACCACUUCCACCGCCGCGCAACCACCAGGCCUAGCUAUGGACAUCCUUCCCUUCAUAGACAUGACAAAGCUCUCCCAAUCAGAGCUCCGUGCCCUCUCUCUCUGUUCUUCCUCCUCCUUUGACCCCCGCCGCAGCGACGACUCUGUAACAUUCACCAUUGAUCGCUCAAGCUUCAAUGAGAGCGCUGGCUCACGCCGGCAGACCUACUCCCGACUUUCAUCCCACCAUCACCAUCGCCACCGCCUGGCCGGUCUUCUUCCCAAAACCCUCAAUCCGCCUAGUCCCACUCCCCCUCCCUCAAACGAUCCCUCCACUGACACCGACCACCUUGAAAACCACUCCAUAAUUAGUUUCCUCAAACAAUUGCUUUCCACCCACCCCGAAUUCCAGCAAUUGGAUCUAGUAGAUUUCGAUAGUUUUAGCCAUCUUAACGAUGCCAUAAAUUUCAAUUCUCAUCCAUCACCACUAGCAGCAGUAGUAGAAGCGCCUGUGGUAAAUGGGAACUUUAGAAUUGGGGAAAGGAAGAGGAAAAGAGGAAGGAAGCCGAAAGUGAAAGUAAUAAGUGCAGAGGGGAGAGAGAGGGCGAUGGGGGCGGAGAUUGUGAACAAAAAUGGAGUUGUGGUGGAUUUGGUGGGGUUGGCGAGUCUGGAGGACCCAUUCAGGGAGGAAUUAAGGAGGAGGACGGAAGGGAUGGAUAAAGAGGAGAAGUUGUUGGGAUUUUUCAGGGACCUUGGAGGGCAGUGGUGUAGCAGGAGAAGGAAGAGGAAGAUUGUAGAUGCUGGCGAGUUUGGUGACGUCUUACCUGUUGGUUGGAAGCUCCUACUCGGGCUCAAAAGGAAAGAAGGUCGUGCUUGGGUUUAUUGCCGCAGAUACAUAAGCCCCAGUGGACAACAAUUUAUAUCCUGUAAGGAAGUUGCUGCAUAUUUGCAAUCAUUUUUUGGACCAUAUGAUGCUCAACAGGUGAAGGAUCAUGCAGGUGACAGUAUCCAGCAGGUCCACAGACUAGCUUCUGAAAGUUAUGGAGGUGCGACCAAGAAGGAUGAAGAUCAGAGGCAAGCUAGUGAACAUGAGAAGGCUGUUGCCUUGCUGGGAAUUGACAAUUUGGAGUUGGCAGAGGUUCAAAUACAGGACCUUUUUGAAUGCCACAAAUGUAAGAUGACAUUUGAUGAAAAGGACACAUAUUUGCAGCACCUUUUGUCAUUUCACCAAAGGACUACAAGGAGGUAUAGACUUGGUUCUUCUGUUGGUGAUGGUGUAAUAGUUAAAGAUGGAAAAUAUGAAUGCCAGUUUUGCCAUAAGGUGUUUCAUGAAAGGCGACGAUAUAAUGGUCAUGUAGGAAUCCAUGUAAGGAAUUAUGUGAGGGGGAUUGAAGAAUCACCUGGUAGCAGGAUGGCUUUGCAUAAUAGAAGCGACUCUCCAACCAAGGAUGAAUUGCCUACAAGAAUCUCCAAAAUGGAUGCUUUGAUUGAAAUAGCUCAGAAUUCCAUUCGAGAAACAUCUUCUUCUGGUCCUAAUGGUGAACCCGAUGGCAGGUUUACCUCUAAUAAACAGAAACUGGCUCCUAAUCCAGAACUUCUAGCUUCAGUUUCUGAUCGUGAAUUGAAAUCUGAUUCUUCGCUGAGUGAACCAGACACAGAACACGAAUCUCAGGAAUUGGAGUUACAUCAGCAAAAAAGUGAUCAUAUGAUUGAUGAAAGGAUGAGAAUGAUUGAUGAUGCUAGCAAUGUUCUAGAUGUUGAGAUAGAUUCUUCGUUUGCGAAUGAGCAGCAUAGUAAUGCAUAUAAAGCUCUUGGCGGAACAGAUUGUUUGGCAGUAUUCACUGAUGUAAUUGACAAUUCUGUCCUUGAGCAGGAAAGAGGUUCUGAACAUUGCUUCCUUGUGCCAAUGAGUGAUCAGAAAAAUUGUUGCAUUGAGAAUAAUGUCAAUUUGGUUAGCUUGGACAAGCAAGAGAUUUUCAAUACUGACAAAGUGGAUAAAAUGAGUAGUGUAGAGGUAGAAACUGGCUUUGUAAGCAAUAAGAGUGAAGCAGAUGGUAAUAUUGUGCAAGAAACUGUACAGGAAUCUUUCAAAGAAGAUCAGCUUCAGCAAGGGGUUCCAGAAACACCUGUAUCUGUAUUGCAACCAUCCCAUGGUUUUUCAGUGCCCAAUGUGAGCUUGGAUAAGGAAGAAACAAAAUGUAGUGUGAUGGACCAGAGGCAUGACAAAAUAGCUGGAUUUGAGGAGUUGAAGUUGGAGGAAAUUGAACAACUAAAAUUUAGUUUUGGGACUGGGCAAGAACCUAGUUCUCUGCCAGAGGUGCCAAUAAAUAUGGAAAAUCAUACUGAGAUGGAAGAGGCAUAUGAUGCCUCAGUUAAGUUUGAACCAGAGAUUGUAGAUACAGCUGGUGGACAGCAACUUACAACUGUUUGUGUAUGGUGUGGAGUGGAGUUCAGCCAUGAGGCUGUAGAUUCUGAAGUGCAGUCGGAUUCAGUUGGUUAUAUGUGUCCGAUCUGCAAGGCAAGAAUCUCUGGGCAGCUAAACGUGUUGGGUGAUGGUUGCUCAUGAAUUCUUUAGCUGAAGCUGGAUGGAAGAUGUUUAUGGUGAAGUAUUGCUUAAGUUUUGAAACAUGAAGUUGAUCACUAUAUCUUAAUGUAUGAAUGUGUGUAUGUUCUUGCUGGAGCCUGGAGGUUACCUCUCAAUCGUUAGAUUUGAUGGAUAUUUCAUCCUUGUAUCUGUAAAGACUGACAAUGAGGGCUAGUUGGAUGUAAAAGUUAUGUAUCAUAAUAUGUUUUUCAUUCUUUAUUUA